Messenger RNA from Paramuricea clavata, 7860 nucleotides. NCBI's taxonomy places the organism in Eukaryota, Metazoa, Cnidaria, Anthozoa, Malacalcyonacea, Plexauridae. The record is from the annotation of a GenBank genome assembly.
AUGUCAAUGAAAGCAGCCAGCCGUACGUCGAGUAUUGAGGAAUCGUAUACCAACACAAAUUUCUGGGGAAUUGAUGGCUACAAGAACACUGUCAAACGGCUCGAAGAUGGUGCUACGCUUUGUGAUGAGUUCAUGAAAAUGGUCCAUGAACGGGCUGAAAUCGAGAUGAAAUACACGCUAAAGCUGCGAGAUUGGUCUAAACGCUGGAACGAGAGAAUAAACGGCAAGAUAUCGGAGUAUGGUAGCAUGCUAGAAGUGUUUAAAUCCACCCUACGCGAGGCUGAAGACGUGGCUGAAAUACAUGUCGAAAGGCACAACCGUUUGAAAGCCGACCUAUGCGAAUCGAUAAAACAGUGGAAAAACCAACAUUACCACAAGGCUGUGCUAAAAUGGAAAGAGGUUAAAGAAUGUGAAACGGGUUUUGCGAAGAUUUACGAGCCGUGGGCAAGACGUUAUACUAAAAUGGAUAAAUCGAAAAAGAAUUUCCAUCGAGCAGCGAAACAAUCAGAGCAUGCUUCAGUGACCGCGAGCAAUGCAGAAAAGGACGGCAACAUGCCAGAUAAAGUGAAGAAAUUACAAGAUCAAGAUAUGAAGCUAAAGCUAGAGCUCGAAGAAGCCCGUAAAAAAUACGAGCGGCGCUUGUCUGAAAUGAAUGCGUCAAAUGAUACUUAUGCUGAUGAAUUAGAGGCUGAAUUUAUCAAGUGGGAGCGUUUUGAAAAGGUCCGAUUAACUUUCUUUAAAGACGCCCUACAACGUUACCACAAUGUACUGGAUAUAUCAGAUAAUGAAAGGUAUGCAAUGAAUUUGUGCCUUUUGUAUUGAACCGCAACUAAAUUUCAAUUACCCUCUAAUAUUAAUUUAUAUUUCGUGUUGCCCCGAAAUUUUAAGUGUAGGCUGUUUCCGGUCUUUAAUUUCAUGUCAUUUAAAAUAAUAGCGGCUUAUUGUUGCUCAAAAAAUUUUUAAAUGCCGCUGGAAUUUGCUAAACAUUUUCCAGUCCUUUCUAUUAGAGUUGCCAGUUGAAAACAUCGUCAUCAAUCGGCUGUCAAAGCAAAUCAAAUAGAUACAGUCUCCAUUUGUUUAUAUUUCAAUUUGAAAUUUGAAACCAGGAAAUUAUAAAUGGCGAGAUUUAGUUGGCAUCUCGAUUCAAGUCGAUUUAGGUCCUAAUUCCCCUCGAUAAUAACCAUCUCCAACAAUUAAAAAUGGAUCAUAUUGAGGUCCAAUUCAUACAACUGGUAAUAGGAAUUAAGCAUACAGCGAGCAAUCUUUCUAUCACAAGUCUAUUUCCUCAUCUGUAUAAUUAUAAGCAACUUGCUAAUUUUUCUGCAUGACGUGAUGGCGUCAGAAAACCAAAAACGUGUUAUAGAAAAUUUGUUGUACAUACGCACGUGAAAUGAAUAACAAAUAAAACUUUCCAAUUAUGCCUUGUCACAGAAAACUUGCUAAUUUGUAUAAACCGGCUUAUAUCAAAGGAGGAUCUCAGUGCAUGAGAGUUGACAGUCACGCGAGCUUGGUUAGCUGUUCUGAACUAUUAAUGCUUUCCGAACACUAUCAUGUAUUCAUGUUAAAACAUAGUUGGAACACUCACCAAACCUUAUUUUGCUAAUCUAGUGCUUGAAAUGUCCAGGCUGUAACAAUGUGUGACUACCAAAUCUCAUCUAUGUUUGACUGGGUGUCUAAUGAGCUUAUUAUUAAAGUCAAAUAGAUAUAGUAUCAAUUUGUUUACAUUUCAAUUACAGAAUUGAAAUCAUGAUCUAAUAAAUGCCCUAAUUUAUUUUGACUGAUGAUAUUUAACAAAGAGUAUACUACGCUGUUGCAGUAUGAAAAGUACUGAAAACCAAUAUUGAAAUAAAUAAAAUACCGAUAAUAUUGAGAUAUAUGUAGGUAUUUCCACUCCUAAUUUAUUAAUUGUUUCCAUCACAUGAAAAAUUCCUAUUGUGUUCACGCCCAAAUAUUUUUUGCAUGUUUACAGUUCUAAUUUUAAAUGGCCAAUCAAAUUGUUAUAGUAAUUGUGAUGAAGAACUGGAUAGGCUGUUUAAUUUUCAAUUAAAAUUGUAAACAUGCAAGAAUAGGUAGAUGUGGUCGUCAAUGACCACAAUACUCUGUGCAUAUAAAUACCACAAUACUCUGUGCAUAUAAAUACCACAAUACUCUGUGCAUAUAAAUACCACAAUACUCUGUGCAUAUAAAUGUUAACCCAUUGAUUGCCAGUGCUGUCUUUUUGACAAGUGAAUUGUCUUGCAUUAGACAGUAAAGUAAUAAAGUAUAAGUGCAUUAGAGCACAGUACAACUUGAUGCUCCCUACUUUAUUAUAUUUCUCUGUGCAUAACUAGGUGUAUAGUCCUAUAACAUAUUGAGCAUGAUCACUCUCUCCUUGAUGAGUACAAUUGUCUGGCAUUGGACAGAGUACAAUAACUAGUAAAAGUAAAAUUUAUUUAAGCCAAAUGAACUAAGCAACUUGGACAUUUUCCAAAAAGAAUUCAUGCGAUUUCAUUGGUCGAGAGCCAUGAUCUAUUAGAGGGCAGGCGCAUGGAAUUACGUCAUUAGUUUUUAUAAAAAUGUUGAAAAUAUUUGAAAAUUCCACUGAAUUUAUACAAAUUGAAUGAAUUCAUGCAAUUAAAUCUAGUAUAAACAUCAAUAAAUACCUUCGAUAAAUGUGCAAAAAUCACUCACAAAAGCUAGCAACUCGGCAAAUCUCAAUUCAGUCAUUCAGCUGCGACUUCAAAUUCAAUCCGGUCUUCGAAAACAAAAUAUUUGACUCAUUUGACCCUGUCGAUGUCACAUUUUCCGGCUGGUUUCUUCACUUUGUGUAACAUAGACAAUGUUUAAGUGCUUUUCAAUCGCCAUAGAUGCUCAGAACAAAAUAAUUGCCUUUUUAUCACACAUGUUUAGUUCUUUAAAACAAUGUUUUAUCUGUUUUGAAUACUUUGAUAAAUUUUUAGUUUUUAAGUUUUUCCUUGGGUCAUUCCAGAAAACAUCCAUACCUCCCCCAUGGAGGAAACUGGAAGUUAACCCCCUACCCCCUUCGGAUGUCCUAAUACACUUACUAUUAUCAGAAACAAUUUUUUUUUCUCCCCAUCCCCCUCCGGACGGCAGAAAUUUCCUCUGUGGGGGGAGUGUGGAUCUUUUCUGGAACGACCCAUUUCUUAUAUGAAAAUGCUGUGCUGAGUAGUUAUAUUACUGCCUUAAAAAACAAGCAGAAACUCGACGUUUCAAGCGAAGGCCCUUCGUCAAGAGUUAGUCAGUUAUAGAGUUAUAUGUUGCUUUGCAACAAUGCUAGGGCAUAAAUAAUGAACAUUAUCCGUGGAGGGCUAUUUGGUUUACUAAGCCAAUGUCCAAUAUUAAGCUGCAAAUAAGCAAUACCCAUCAUACCUUGCGUGCUCAACAACCUUUUUUGAAUUGGCUAAUAGUAUAUAUAGUUUUAAAGUCAUGAUCCCCAACCUAUGUGGGUGCAUGGCAGUUUAAAAAUGGACGACCAUUUUAGCAAUCCUGGAUAAAAUCCUGAUUCACACCACAUUUUUGCACAGUUUGGACACCGCAAUAUCUUAUGAAGUUUCUGCCACUGCCAAUCAUACAUGCACCACUGCUAUGAUGAAGAUACUAAUUGUGGUAGUUAGUAUGUCACUGUAAAUAAGUUACAUUUUCCUAAUUGCUUGUAUUGAAUUUUGCAGGAUGACCAAUAUUUACAAUGGCUUAUUAAACAAAGUGAGAGGUUCUGAUGCAACCAAAGACUUGAAGUGGUGGUCGACACAAUAUGGACCUGGAAUGACAAAGAAAUGGCCUGAAUUUGAGGUGAGUUUCUCUUUUUGAGGUUUCAUUUCCAAAUGAUGUACACAACUGCGGCCGGUUGUACAAAAGAUGGCUAAAUCGUCAUCCAGAGGAUAAAUUUUAUCUUGAGUGAAAAUCGUGUUGUAUUGUACCACACUGGAAAGUAGGACACUUUAGCCCGAGAUCUCCUGCGGCUGGCUAGCUAGGUUAUAAUACUAAUUACUAAUAAAUUUCUGUUAUUGCAACAGUUCUCCUGCGGCAACUUGUUGACGCUUUCCACCCAGGGUAUUGUACGAAAUUCAGAUAGCAUUAUCCAAUGGAUAAAUGUACACUAUCCGUUUGGUAAAUUUAUCGGGGGGGGGGGGACAUUCGCCAAUAACGAUCUAUAACCAUAUGUCCGUGGCUGGGCAACUUUACGAAUUCAGUCCUGCUCAGACGAAGGUUGAAGGUAGAAAUGAAGAACUACCAUUGAGAAGUCCCUUUUUUGACACUAAAUGAACAUGGAAAUUGGAAAACUUAUCUAUCAUUUUUCUUGCUCUUGACGUACGCCGAGGUCACAUGCCUACUAAAGAAUGCAAUGGCUUUGCCAUAUUUUACAAAGACCAGUGUCAGUGCUAAAGUAUUCAGAUGGCUUUUUGCCUUCUUCUAUUUUAUAAAAAAACAACAAGUACUGUAGCAAAACUUUCACUAUUGGUUGUUAAAACAAACAAUGACUUCCUUUGAAAGUUCAAAGCCGAAUAAAUAAUUAAAUAUGCAUGCAUAUAUAUACGUAAAUAGACAACAAAACACCGAAAGUUCGCUCACUUAAUUCCUUUGAUCAGCCAAUCAAAUCUUGGGAGAAAAUGUUCUUAAAAUUGUUUUGAAUAAAGUGCAAGGUCAAGGAAUAAGUAUUGGGACAGUACAGUGAAUAAAACUGAAUGAACGUACUGAAACAAAACAAAGCUAACUGCCUUUGCUAUUGCCUAAUUCGCAUAAAGAAGCUAAAAAUCUUUCAAAAAACUCAUCGAUGAGUGGUGAAAUGUGGUUAAAUUGAAGUAUUGCAACGAAUGGGCGAGAAAAUGCAAAACUCAUAUAAUAACUAAAAUAUAAACAUAAACAAAAAAAAUUUAUUGCAAGUUGGCAAUUCACAAGUUAUACAAAGACACUACAAUAAAAGUUUACAAAUGCCCAGCAACAGCUGAUGUACAGGUAGAGAUAAGAAAUUUUGUGAAAAUCAAAGGUUAUCUGACGGAUAGCUAUUCACCCCAUGCUAUCUGUUCUUCGUACAAUGCAUUUUUAUCUGACAGAUAGCUCCAUCAGAUAGGACUUACCGGGCAACUUAUCCACCUUUCGUACAGCCGGCCCCUGGAGUUUAGAAACUUGUUUUGUGAAUCAUGCAAUUUGAUUGACUGAUCAUGUGACACUCAUGAUAUCAUCUUGUCUUGUUGACUUGCUCGAAGUCCCCUUUCUGCCUAAAUGCGAAUUUAACAUGUCGCAACGGAAAAGGAAUACGCGAUUGUAUACAAUGCACGUUUACAUCUUUCGUUUAGUUUUCCUUCUUUUUAAUUUCAAAAGUACCCAAACCACAAACCAUAGAAGCUUUUCAAAGAAUAAUAGUGUAUGUCAACUUACGAAUCAUGUUAUAUGAUUCUCGAAAUGGUCCUUGUGAGCAAGAUGACAGCGAGAGUGAUCUUGCUUAUAGUUUAACUCAAACUUGCAGCAUGUACAUCAUUUUUAUCAAAUGUCUCUUGGCGCAACAUACAGUAUGUCCUUAUGAGUGUAAAUGAGCUAUUAUUGUAUACUGUACAUUUCAUUCAGUUAGUCUUGCCAGAGUCUUUGCGACAUUAGCAGUAAAAUAUAGUUUACUUUUAAUAUGCCAAUUAUUCAUAUCUUGCGUUUACGGGAGAGAAAAGGUUUGUGAUUCGUGGAGAAUUUGACAUUGUAGCAUUUCCUGGAUUUCACCAUCAUGAAAAGCAACAUCGCUUGUUUCGGAUAAUGGUCGUCUCUGAAUGCUAAGGAUGUCCUGGUUCGCCAAUAAAGAACGAAGAAAGCCUCCAACAUCCCUGGCCCGCGUUUACACGAGUUGUAAGUUCGGGUUCGCAAGGUUUUUUUCUCAAAGUUUAUUACACGCUUCUUUAAAAUGAAAAAUAUUAGCCUUUGGCCUGUUGUUUGAAAGCUGGUUGCCUUAAUACUGUACGUUAACAAAAUCUUCCCAGAAACAUUUCUAUAAAAUAUUAGCCGAGAUAUAGGCGUUUAAACUCAAGGUAGCAUUUUUGGAAGCGAAAAAUGGCCAUUUUAUUACAAUGAUGCAAAUUUAUAGACCAUUUUACACCAUUUUUCGCUUCUUCCAAAAACGCUAUCUUGACUGUGAACCCCUAUAUCUCGGCUAAUAUUUUAUAGAAAUAUUCAAGGCAUGCAUCAAAAUUUAAAUUAGACAUUACUGCGUUCAAUCAACUUUAUUGGAAUAAGAUUUUUAAUUACAAUAAGUCAAAGAGGGGGGAACUUUUUUGCGCCACCCGGUAGAAGUUUUAUUUUCUAAAUUUCUGAAAUAAACAGUCGGGCAGAAAUAGACACUGUAAAGUGUACCUUGGGUCGAACAAUUGAUUGGCACGCUUGUCUUCCAACAUAAUUUACCAUCAUACAGAUUUUAGUGCGGGAUGCAGUGUCCCAUUGCAUUGCAGGAAAGCUGAGGAUGGACAGACAUGCAACUAUACUGUAUAGCUGAAAAAUACAGAAGAAGAAGUGGAUGUAAGAAGAGCAUCGACAUUUCGAUCGAAGGCCGUCUGUGGCCGGUUGUAUAAAACUCUUAAUCACUUUUUUAAUCACUAUUUUGUAGUUAAAUAGUGAUUAACUCUCAAAUACGCGCUUCUUAUUGGACGACGUUUCCACUAACUAUAGUUAACUUUUAAUCACUUUUUUAUACAACUAGGCCCUGGAAGUUAAUCUUUCUUCUUCCCGACCAAGUGCCUUCGCUUGAAACGUCGAAGUUCUCCUUACCGUAUUUUUCAGGUAGUUGUAUCAUAUCAAUCCGCUGCUUUCUUAUUAUUGGCGCUGUACCUACACUGCCACAGACCCUUGGGGAUUAUAUCAUUGCAUUGCAACCCCAUAUCUAUCCAGUAAGAAAAUUUCUAAAUUGAUCACCAGAAAAACAGGUCAAAUGCUUCAUUCAAACCGACCUAUCAUUGCAGCGCGAAAAGAUAUGCUAUAUUGCACUAACCAUGAUCGGUAUUGUGCUUUACAAUAUGAUCAUCCAUCAAUUAAGACAUAAAAAAUGUUUAAGCAAUGGCCCAGUCUCACGCCUCUGUAGUAUGAAACCCACAAGUGCACUGAAUAGUCAGUGUCUCGCUUUUGUUCAGCACAUAAAUAUUGUGCUUAUAUGUAUACGUAAGAGCGUGUACACAGUAGGUACAUGGAAAUUUUGACUGUUCCAGAAAAGAAGGCUUGAUUAGCUGGAUGAUAACUAUAGUUUUUGGUGGUUUGCAAUCAAUCCCUUGAGAUUUGUAAGACGAAUGUAUGCUAGCCAUGUUUAGAACGUGUACACAGUAUGUAGUUUUGGGCCGUUCAAUGAAAGGAAGCUUGGUUAUCUCGACGUUAACUGUACUGUAGUUCGCUCAUUUGAAUCUGUUGCUGCUGGUAAAUUCACUGCGAAUCCGAAUGCCUUUUCUCUCGUGUAAACGUGGUCUCCUGCUCCUCUACAGGAACCUGAUGUAUGGAAUCUUCCCUCGAACCGCCAGCCAACCAAACAAAGCUUCGUAAGACGUCUUAGCUUGCGAAAGCGGAACAACAAACGACAACAAAGACCACAGAUUACGAUGACGUCACCUGUACAACAUGAUAAUACAAGGUUGUCAGAAUCAAUCUCGUAUGAUUCGUUCAGUGGCUCUACAGAAUGGAGUAAUGAAGAUGUUUCUCCCAAUAAUAAUCUUGACUAUGAUAAUCCUAGGUCAUCAUAUUAUCAGAAGCCUGCAAGCGCUCUACGUGAAAGCUCAUCUCAUGAUGAACGUUAUAGAUCACCAAGCAUAGUAGAUCAAUAUACAGAUGCGUGGAAUCGGAGUACAACAUUCUCCCCGACAAACGAAUAUCAAAAUGGUUAUUCCACUUACGAUCAACCUAGCG